GGUUAUGGUAGUGGUCUCUUCUCCCAUUCUUUCAGUUUUUCGCGUGCCGCCUGCCUGCCUGCCUCGUCAAAUCAAAACCCUAAAUCCACAUAUCUAUGCAACUUCGUUAAUUCCAUUCCCUUUUCUUUCUUUCUUUCUUGAGCAUAUGAUUAUAGUUAGACCACCAAGUACCAUGGACCUUCAUCUUUCUUUGAUCUUUCUUUUUGACCCCUACUUGUCAUAUCAGAAUCAUUGUGUUGUGGAGUUUGUUGUUCUUCAAUAUUAAGAAUUGGUUGUAAUUGACAUACGAAAAUGUGAAAAUAUGUAUGUGUUUACAUUUAAAAAUUAAUUUUGUACCACAUUGAUUAAUAUUAAACACCCGAGUUUUCCUCGUCAAAAAAUAUUAUGGGUCUGGGUAUAAAUCAUGACUGUCGAUAUACAUAUAAUUAUAAUAUCAACCGACAUGUAGAUAUUCAUGUAUGUGUAGAACCAUUACAAAUGAUAACAAAUGCAUGUCAUGGGUAGCUUAGUAUUGUGUUUUAACUUUAAAGUAGUAUUCUCGUAUAUAUGAUCCAUUGAUUUUUCGAUUGUAAUUGACAACAGACUCAGUGAUUUCGAAACUCAUAGAGAUAAUUGGAGACUUCAAGUUAGGUUGAAAUUAACCUACGUGAGCUUCAGUAAUAGUGGAUUUUUUGGGUUCAUUUCAAGGGUAUGACAGUCAUUUACUUGGAGAGAAUGAACAAGACCUAAAAAAGGAUUCUCCAAAUGGCAUGAGACUGAGAGCCUGGAAACUACAAGGGAAAGAAAAGAAAGAAAAAUGGAAGCCAACACCACCACAACCUAACAUAAAGUUCCUUCAUACACAUAACUCGAGAAAACAAACUUAAACUUAAAAGUAAUACCACCCCUCCCGAUUCCCGGCCGCCGUCGACUUCGACACACAACUCCCCGCCGGUUCAGUAAGUACAAAUAUGCGCCUUUUGGUCUCCUCCUCUACUUCAUCUCGAUUUUCAGAAUAAUCAAGAGCUACCUCUCUUUGAUCAUGGAGUUGAAGAAUUCCCAAGCUGCUCAACGAACCCACCAUUAAUAUGUGGGAUUCUCUCAAUAAUGCUCUCUCUCCCUGCCUGUCUCUCACUAGUGCUUCCACUUAAUUACAAUUUAAUUCCCUGAUUUCCCUUCCAUAUUCCUUCCCCCACAGUCAUUAAUUACACACAUAUUAAUAAACUACUCCACCUGAAAAAACCAAAUCCCACUGGAUUUUUGUUUGCCAUCCAUUAGUAACACUCCUCCUCUGCUCUUCCCCUGCUCUCCAGAUUGCAGCAGCGUUCAAGCAGAAUCAGAUUCUCCCCUUCCCCUAUAAGCCCAAACCCACCUCAGGAAUUCCAUUUCCAGUAUUGGGUCAAGCUCCAAACUCGUUCCCAUCGUAAAGUUCUCACCUUUUUUUUCGAUCGCCAUGGAAGGGGAGACGAAACAGGGGAGUCAAGAUCGGAGUCAACAACAACCGCAGCCGCCGGCGCAGAAGUGUCCCCGCUGCGAAUCGGUGAACACCAAGUUCUGCUACUACAACAACUACAGCCUCUCCCAGCCUCGCUACUUCUGCAAGGCGUGCAGAAGGUACUGGACGCAAGGCGGGACCCUGCGCAACGUCCCCGUCGGCGGCGGCUGCCGGAAAGGGAAAAGGGCGAAAACCAGCUCAUCCGCGUCGUCGUCGUCCUCGUCGGCGUCCCAAUCGCCGACCACUACGUCAUCGGCCGGUCAUCAGUUUCUGGGUUCUUCCAAUUUAUCGCUUCCUUCCCAGUACAUGAUUAGCCCUCCCCUGCCUCCGGCUGCGGGAUUGGGAUCGUACUAUCCGGGAGGAGCAGCCGGGUUUCUGAACCCGAUCCAGUCGCUCAACCCGAAUCUGGCUGGGCCGGCCCAGGCGCUAUUGGGCUCGGCGUCGUCGGGAUCGAAUUUGGGCCUGAUGCAGGGGUUCGGCGGGGGUGCUUUUGCCGCGGGGGCGAACCAGUUUUUCGGGGGCGGGAAUAAUCCACGUCAGGAGGAGAAUUUGAUGAUGGGGUUUCCGAAUUCGGUGAGUCAGCAUCAGAUGCCGAGCUGGCAGCGGGCGGGGGAGGAGGAGUAUGACGUAAGCGCGGGGGGUUCAGUUCCCGAUACGGCGUUGUGGAGCAUAAGUACGAGUACCACCGUGGAUGCGGCGGGUAAGGGCGGGGAAAAGGCGGCUGGUGGCGGGGCUGGAGGAGGGUCCGGCGGGAGUGUUUCUCUGAAUCGGCAGCAGGAUCUUGAUCGGCGGUGGAAUCAUGGUGGUGGUGGUGGUGGCGGGCAGCUUCCGGGAUAUGGGCCUUCGUGAAAAAAGUAGGGUUUAUUCUUUCUGCUUCUUUUUUUCUUUUGUUUUUUAUUUAUUGGUUUUUGGUUCAGCUUUUUAUUGCACCUUUUUUUACCUAGUCAAAAGAAAGGAGUGGUUGUUCUUGGGGUAUAGAGCGGGAUAUAUGUGGAGAUAAUAUUAAUUUGUGUAGAAAUGUGGAAUGAUUGGGUAAAAUUUUUGGGGAUGAAUAUGAUUUAAUUUGUGCCUUGGGAGUUUAGUUAAUUAUUGAUCAUGAAUUAUCUAUAUGUAUAUGAUUUUCGUAGUGAAAUUUUUGCGAUUGUGGUUUGACAUUAGCUAUAGAUAGAUAAUGUUUUUGAUAAGUUUACUUGUAAAAUUUAUUGCAGUUGCAAUUCAUCAUGAUGGUUAAUCUCCUAAGUAUUAGGAUCAAAUCGAGGCGUCGUAGUUGUUUGAUUUGCUUAAGCUUCAUUUGUGAAUUGAAAGUUAAGCAAUGUGUUAUGAAUUCUCGUUUUUUUUUUUCUUCAAUAUUUUGUGUUUCGUUUUGGAAUGAGCAAACAAAGAGUUGUAUCAUCGCAUAUGGUGGAAUAGGUAAAGGAUGCAUGACGCAAAAAUUUAGAGCUAGUGGAGGGAUGAUGUGCUUUCCAUGGCCAAAAGGUUAUUCUUGUGCAUAUGGGUGACUUGAUCAUUUACAUGCCACAUAAAAUAUAAGAAAGGAGAAUGCAGUUGGGUCAGUGAGUGGUAGAGAUCACCAAUUACCAAUUCAAGCACUUCAAGUGAUCAUUUUGAUAGCAUUUAUGUUUAUUUAAUUUGUUCAUUCACAUUCACAUACUUUUUGCAAUAAAGUAGUCAAGUGAACUGAUGAUAGAAGUUAAGAAAGGAUCUUUUGUGAAAUCUUGAAUGCAUGGUUCUUAAUUAGGAUAAUUUGAAGUCAAGUCAGUCAAGCCAGCUAACUUUUUUAAAAAAUUUGUUUUUUUUGUUGUUGGCAAAUUUGAGAUUGAGAAGUUGUUACAAGAAUGAAAUCUUGAACAACUUUUAAGUGGUAACAUAAACAUUAACUUGUCGUGUGUUUGUUGAGUAGCGUGUUUGUUAAGUACCGAAUAUGAAAUACUGACAACUGUCAAUGACUGACAAAUAAUCAUAAUUUUGCAUGUCAUAUCACCUCUCAACUGAACGGUGUGUAUGUGAAUAUAUGCACCUCUAAAUGUUCAAUUCAUCACUUAAUUAUCCACGUAAAAAUUAAAGAAAAUUCGCUGAAAACAAAUCUAUAAAACCAUUAUUUAUCA
Molecule: messenger RNA, 3579 nt
Organism: Linum trigynum
Lineage: Eukaryota; Viridiplantae; Streptophyta; Magnoliopsida; Malpighiales; Linaceae
Source: the annotation of a GenBank genome assembly